AUGAUUCUGUUGAGGCCCACUGGGCAGCAGCGAUUCUUGCAAGUUCUCGUUGGCAUCGGCCCCGUUUUCAGCUUCUUUGCCGCGUACAUUUGGUCCUUCCACCGUGAAGAAACCAACUUGGCAGAAUUGCCGGCACCGCUCGCCUACAUAUCAAAUGGCAUUGCACUGGGCAUCAUGACGAUCUUUGUGCGAGUGGAAGAGCAGGAGAAUGGCGCCAUGGUGCCGCGCGCUUUUAAGAGCGUACUCUUCUUGGAUGUUUUUGGAUGGGUCUCACAGAAAGGACUGUCCGUAAGAUAUUCUGCAUUCGGCGACAUCACUCUGUCCAAUUCAAAUCUUAUUUGUGCAGGAAAAGACUCUGAGGCCCGGCUGGGGAGGGAGGUGAACCGACCUAUUCGUGUCACAUGCUUUGCUCCUCUGCAUCUUUCUGACUUCAACUGUAUCUCAAAGGAAUGCUCAAGCGCUUGA
Durusdinium trenchii is the source of this 465-nucleotide messenger RNA. The record is from the annotation of a GenBank genome assembly. Lineage: Eukaryota; Dinophyceae; Suessiales; Symbiodiniaceae.